AUGCCUCCCUCGUGCUUCGGCUGUCUGUCACAGUACACCCAUCAUCACCUGGUGGUCUUUCUCCUCACCUUCUUUAGCUAUGUGUUGCUGCACGCAUCCAGGAAGACCUUCAGCAACGUGAAGGUCAGCAUCUCGGCCCAGUGGACGCCGUCGGCCCAGAACAACAGCAGCGCCCCCGCGUUCUCUCCCGGCGAGACAUGGGAGGACAAUCGUCUCUUCGCUGACGAAACGCAGGCCACGCUCUUCCUGGGAGCGCUGGACUCCAUCUUCCUCUUCUCGUACGCAGUGGGUCUGUAUCUGAGCGGCGUGAUCGGCGACAGGGUCAACCUGCGCUACGUUCUCUGCUUCGGCCUGUGCGGCUCCGCCGUGGUGGAAUUUCUCUUCGGCACGCUGACCGAAUGGCUCCACGUCUACAACGUCUACCUGUACUGCGGCCUGUGGGUGCUGAACGGCCUGCUGCAGUCGGCCGUCUGGCCCUGCGUCGUGGCCGUCAUGGGCAACUGGUUCGGCAAAGCGGGGCGCGGCUUCGUGUUUGGCCUGUGGAGCGCCUGUGCCUCUGUAGGCAACAUACUGGGCGCCUUCCUGGCCUCAAGCGUCCUCAAGUACGGAUAUGAGUAUGCCUUCCUGGUGACCUCUGUGGUGCAGUUCGCUGGCGGGGUGGUGGUGUUCUUCGGCCUCCUAACCUCGCCAAAAGAAGUCGGUUUGCACCUGGAGUCUGAAACCGGACUGAGCCCGGUCGAGACGGACACGGACAGCCACAGACCCCUGAUGAGUGACGAGGAGGAGGAGGAGGUGGAGGCGGAGGCGCCCAGCCGGCAACGCCGCCCUGUGCCGCCACCGGACGAGCUCGUGGACGAGCCUCCUCAAGCCAUCGGCUUCUUGCAGGCUUUCUGCCUGCCUGGAGUCCUGCUGUACUCCUUGGCUUACGCGUGCCUGAAGCUGGUCAACUACUCCUUCUUCUUCUGGCUCCCGUUCUACCUGAGCAACAACUACGGGUGGAAGGAGGCCGAGGCCGACCGGCUGUCCGUGUGGUACGAUGUCGGCGGGAUCGUCGGGGGAACCCUUCAAGGUCUCAUUUCUGACUUCAUGGGGAAGAGAGCUCCGGUGCUGGUUUUCAGCCUCGCAAUGGCCAUGGGCGCCCUGGUGGGAUACAGCCGCUCCCCGAACGACAAGGUCAUAAACGCAGCCAUCCUGGCCACCACCGGCUUCUUCAUCGGAGGCCCGUCCAACAUGAUCAGCUCGGCCAUCUCUGCGGACCUGGGCAGACAGGACGCCCUGAGGGGCAGCCAGGAGGCUCUGGCAACCGUCACCGGGAUAGUGGAUGGGACCGGGAGUAUAGGAGCGGCCGUGGGACAGUACCUGGUGUCGCUGAUCGAGAGCCGGCUGGGCUGGAUGAGCGUUUUCUACUUCUUCAUUGUCAUGACAGGGGGCAGCGUUGUCUUCAUCUCGCCCUUGCUGGUGAGAGAGCUUCGAGACAUGUGGAGAGUCAGGCAAGCUCUGCGGCACCAGCUCUGAGAGGAUCCGCCGGGUUCUGAUCGAGGGCGGCUCAGCGUUGGUUCGUUGGUUUCAGGAUGCAGAACGCUGUCCAUCACAGAAACACUACAGCUCAAAAUCUCCUGUAGACUUCAGUGGGCUUAAAGAGAGAUGUGGCUGGAGCCAUGCUGGUGUAUAUAUUUUAACUUUAUAAUCGGAUGUAAAUACUUCCUUUUUAUGCACUAAAGUUGAUAUUUGAGUCUUAAAUCAGGAAUUCAAAAAUGAGACCUGUGGAGAAGGUCAAAACGAAGAAUGUGAGUAGCGGUUUUAGCCUUGUGAUGUUGCACUCUUUACAUUUUACUUCUUAAUGAGUCUGAAAAGAUUUUAAUGAACCACUUUAAUCUUGA
Molecule: messenger RNA, 1880 nt
Organism: Fundulus heteroclitus (mummichog)
Lineage: Eukaryota; Metazoa; Chordata; Actinopteri; Cyprinodontiformes; Fundulidae
Gene: slc37a3
Product: solute carrier family 37 member 3
Exons: 13
Coding region: 1-1515 (504 amino acids)
Biological process (GO): transmembrane transport
Cellular component (GO): endoplasmic reticulum membrane
Molecular function (GO): transmembrane transporter activity
Source: RefSeq, a predicted model, not a curated record